This is a messenger RNA of Sphenostylis stenocarpa, 1824 nucleotides long. The record is from the annotation of a GenBank genome assembly. Lineage: Eukaryota; Viridiplantae; Streptophyta; Magnoliopsida; Fabales; Fabaceae.
AUGGCAAAACCAAGUUCAGCUGAUGGGAGGACUAGAAGCUCUGUGCAGAUCUUUAUAGUAGUUGGUCUGUGCUGUUUCUUCUAUAUAUUGGGUUCAUGGCAGAGAAGUGGUUUCGGAAAGGGAGAUAGCAUAGCAUUGGAGAUUACUAAGAAAGGCUCAGACUGUAAUAUAGUCCCUAAUUUGAGUUUUGAUACUCACCAUGGUGGAGAAAUCAGCAAAAUUGAAGAAUCUGAGUCAAAACCAAAGGUGUUUGAACCUUGCAAUGCCAAUUUCAUUGAUUACACCCCUUGCCAAGAUCAACGGCGAGCAAUGACUUUUCCAAGAGACAAUAUGAAUUAUCGUGAGAGGCACUGCCCCCCUGAGGAAGAAAAGUUGCACUGUUUGAUCCCAGCACCUAAGGGAUAUGUGACACCCUUUCCAUGGCCGAAAAGCCGUGAUUAUGUUCCAUAUGCAAAUGCACCAUACAAGAGUCUUACAGUUGAGAAGGCUAUUCAGAACUGGAUCCAGUAUGAGGGAAAUGUGUUUAGAUUCCCAGGUGGUGGAACUCAAUUUCCGCAAGGUGCAGACAAAUAUAUUGAUCAACUUGCUUCUGUGAUACCUAUAAAGGAUGGAACAGUUAGGACAGCACUGGACACUGGUUGUGGGGUUGCCAGUUGGGGUGCAUAUCUUUGGAGCAGAAAUGUUAUUGCUAUGUCAUUUGCGCCAAGGGACUCUCACGAAGCACAAGUACAGUUUGCACUUGAAAGAGGUGUGCCCGCAGUCAUCGGUGUUCUUGGAACCAUAAAAUUGCCUUAUCCAUCUGCAGCUUUUGACAUGGCACAUUGUUCUCGCUGCUUGAUUCCUUGGGGAGCAAAUGAUGGAAUGUAUAUGAUGGAAGUUGACCGAGUUCUAAGACCUGGUGGUUAUUGGGUGCUUUCGGGUCCUCCAAUCAAUUGGAAGGUCAACUACAAAGCCUGGCAGAGAACUAAGGAGGAUCUUGAAGAAGAACAAAGAAAGAUUGAAGAGGUUGCUAAGCUGCUUUGCUGGGAGAAGAAGUCUGAAAAAUCUGAAAUUGCCAUUUGGCAAAAAACUGUAGACUCUGAAUCAUGUCGCAGCAGACAAGAAGAUUCUAGUGUAAAAUUCUGUGAAUCAACAGAUGCUAAUGAUGUCUGGUAUAAGAAAAUGGAGGUCUGCAUUACUCCAACUCCUACAGUUUCUGGUGAUCUUAAGCCAUUUCCAGAUAGGCUCUAUGCCAUUCCUCCUAGAAUUGUUGGUGGCUCUGUUCCUGGAGUUUCGGUUGAGGCAUACCAAGAUGAUAAUGAAAAGUGGAAAAAGCAUGUAAAUGCUUAUAAGAAAAUUAACCGACUCCUGGAUACUGGAAGGUAUCGCAAUAUUUUGGAUAUGAAUGCUGGAUUGGGUAGUUUUGCUGCAGCUAUUCAAUCAACCAAGUUAUGGGUCAUGAAUGUUGUGCCUACCAUAGCCGAGAAAAGUACACUGGGUGUCAUAUAUGAGCGAGGACUUAUUGGCAUCUAUCAUGAUUGGUGUGAAGCCUUUUCCACAUACCCAAGGACAUACGACCUCAUUCAUAGUCAUGGUCUCUUCAAUCUGUAUAAGGAUAAGUGCAAUGAAGAAGACAUUCUUCUUGAGAUGGACCGUAUUUUACGCCCAGAAGGCGCCGUGAUAUUCCGUGAUGAAGUUGAUGUCUUAAUUAAGGUAAAGAAAUUAGUUGAAGGAAUGAGAUGGGAUACUAAAAUGGUGGACCAUGAGGAUGGUCCCCUUGUUCCUGAGAAGAUACUAAUUGCCGUCAAGCAGUAUUGGGUUGCAAAUGCCACAUCUACACAAUAA